CUAUCUUGUCUACUUGUGCACGCUGUAAGAGCAAUACGAACGUGGACGACCACCAGCAUUUGUACAGGGUUACCCUGGUACCAUCACAAGCGUGUCUUAUUACAGGAAUCAUCAACUUUUAUGGAGAUUGAGAGUGUCACAGUAGGCUGCAUUUAUAGCCCUGCAGUUAUUUGGCCUCUGGACCUCACACUCGUGAUCCGAAACAUGAGGAUAAUAUGAAACGAUACAAGGACUUUAAUAACAGGAAAGUGUUUUGAUGUUUGAUUUCACUUUCUGUCUGACAUGGAACCCUCGCAAGCUUUUGAAUCAUACUGGUGGCAGAAGGAUCCAUCCGUUACCGAGGCAACGGCAAACACCCGAGGUGGACUGGAGGAAUUCAACCCUUUCGAAGACACAAAUAAACAGCAAACUCCUGGUUCAAAAACAACUCCAGUAGCAGCUCCUUUACCAGUCAAGCCUCAGCAACAGCCCGCCGUGAUGGCACCUACGUCGGAGUUACCGCCGGCCUAUACACAGUCAGCUGCUCAACCAGCUGUAACUGAAGGUGCAGCAGAGUUGCAGAGGAGACAGGAAGAGCUAGAAAGGAAGGCCGCUGAGCUCACAAGAAGAGAACAACAAAUGAGAAGUGCACAAUACAACACACGAGAGAACAACUGGCCACCGCUUCCCAAAUGGUUUCCACUCCAGCCUUGCUUCUUUCAAGACUUUGCUGUUGACAUUCCCUUGGAGUUCCAGAAGGUAGUCAAACUAGGCUACUAUCUCUGGAUUGCCUAUUGGCUAGUACUGUUCAUCAACCUGUGGAUGAGCCUCGCCUACUUUGCCGGUAUUGGGGGAUCAGGAGCGGGGCUCUGUUUUGGAUUGGCCAUCCUCUUUAUGGUCCUACAUACUCCAUUUUCCUUCGUCUGUUGGUUCCGGCCAUUAUACAAAGCUUUCAGGAGUGACAGCUCCUUCAACUUCUUUCUGUUUUUCUUCAUUUUUUUCUUCCAAUUUAUGGUUACUGUUGUGCAAGCAAUAGGCAUUGAUCAGUUUGGAACAGUUGGUAUCAUUAAUGGUCUAUCAAUGAUAGGCGCUGGUAGCAAAGGAGACAGCAAUUCAGGAAUGGUUGUUGGUGGUCUUAUGCUUAUGAUUGGUAUCAUGUUUGGCAUUGUGGCUGUCUUAGACCUCCUCUACCUGUUCAAGGUUCAUGCAUUGUACCGAGGAACCGGCGCCAGCUUUUCAAAGGCCCAGGAAGAGUUUGCAAAGGGCGUCGUCACCAACCCCGGUGUGCAAACCGCCACGAGACAAGCUGCGGCUAGUGCUGUGAGCGGCGCCACGACGUCCAUGUUCAGCUCGGGCGGAGGAGGAGCAGCAGCAGGAAACAAUAGGAUGUGAGCAGGAGACGCUUGAUAGCGGAGAGAUUGACAUUUCUAUCAAAGGACUGUGUAAUUGACUAAAUCUGGAGUAAUUUUUAGUUUCAUGUAUAGAGGUUAGAAGUUGGAGUUGACAGGGAAAGACUUGUAUAUCCUGAUUAAAUCCUGCAGUGACAUCAUGGAAGAAUGAUAUUCUGUAUCAAGCAGAGGUUUUUUUUAUAUGAAGAAGCUACUUUUGCCCUUUCAUCAAACAUGAUACAUCAAUCACAACUAUAAUUAACAAUAACAGUCAUACCGAGCAGGGAGAAAUGGGCUUGGCAUGUUUUAUUUCACUCUUUCUUAUUUUCUUUGUUUAAGAUUAACAUGCUCAAAAUGUUCAUAUGAAAAGUUCUUUGAACACACAGUGUAUGUCUUUAUAUAUAUUUAUCUUAUCAGCUUUGUCGUCGUACUCGCUCCUUGUGUAAUUGUCAUUCUUUGUGUGUGUCAAAGGUCAUUGCUGAGAUUCACAAGGUAUUUCUAAUGUAACGGUGUGCCGAUAGAGGAGACAUUAGACUGGACCAAUGUGAAGCAAACUGUAUUUUUUCAGUCGAGUUGACCUAGUGAAGAAAUGGCUUGAUUUUGGUGGUUUGGAAAUAUCAAGAUCUCCUAUCGCCUAUAUUCCAAAAUUGUCUGUUCAGACGCAGAAGGGCGUUCACUCUAUGUUUAAGUAUCUUCUUUCUGGCUGCGAAUAUGUUUCACUUUUCACUCCAAUUGGCCACAUUAAUUGGUUUAUAUGUCAGAGCCUCGUUACUUUUAUGCCGUCAUUUGGAACACUUUAAUGCAAACCAUUAUGAAGUUGUCACAUACAUCACGGGGGCGAGAACCAAAGUGAAAGGAAAAGUUUAAUACGAGCUUGUUUACGUUUUUUAAGUGCAAGAAAUGAUACAACCUAACGAUCUUCCUGAUUCAAUGACAGUCAAGAGGAAACAUGUUCUGUAAUAAGUGCAACAAAGAUCUUUGUCACCUUUGAUUAGGUUUAUUUUCAUUUUUAUUUAUUUAUAAUUUUCUUUUUAUAAUGUGGUCAGCUACUCAUUACUUCAGCUGUGACUACAUUUAUUUUCCCAUUCCAUUCCAUUUAUAUGUUCAGGGACUGUGACCUGUGAGGGUGAUGUCAACCCAAUAAUCUGUCAUAUUUUGUAAACCACUAACUACUAUAUUCGUUCACGUGGCAAUUGUGGACACUCUUUCUGAAUGGCAGCAUAUUUCAGACCUGUCUGGUUCAAUUUUCACAUUCAAAGGAAAAUCUUGUUUAAAAUCAAGUUUUGUGAUGAAGAGAUCAGAUGCUGGUGGAAAAUAUGCUGUUGGGUGCUCUCUUACAUUUUCUGUACCUCUUGAUGGGUAAUUUCUAUUUUGUAUAGUACCAGAAAUGUAUUUGAGUAUUGGUUUUGACCCAGAUUGAUAAUGAACCCCACCCCCCUUUAAACACAUUCAUGGAAUGUUGUGAAUAUAGGGAACAUGAAGUUGGCACCAAGCAUUGAAAAAUUGAUAGAUUUUAUAUGAAUUGGUUGUCUGUGUAUAACACUUGGAAGUUGUGUUCAGCCAAAUGUUUUAUAUGAUGUAUUUUUGUCGCAAAAAAGUUAUGUAUUAAAGUUAUGAAUUAUACUAUAUCUUGUGAUUGAUUUACUAAAAAUGUCUAUCCAUACAUAUAUAUGAUAAUGGCCUAUCAGAUAGAGACAAAUUAAAUGAAAAUGUAUUGUAUAAAGUUUGAUAUUAUAUGUUAUUGGUGGGUGGAGGAUCAAUGAAUUAUGCAUAAAUGUACAUUUCUGCAUUCAAGUUCUAACUUAUAGAAUGUCAAGGUCAUGAGAUGUUCUUCAAAAGAUCAAUGUCAUGAAGUAUUCUGUAUAUAACCUGGUAAGAGGUCAACAGAGAGGGAGUCCUCUCGUUGCUUUCUAUAUUAUUUUAAGAUAUCUCAUUAAAUAGGACUUAUUUUUUUUCUCAUUAUAUUCCUUUCAAAGCUACAUGUACAUGCAUCAUAGAAAGAAAAAUGAAUGCAUUGUUCAGUCAUUGUGAAAAGAAAUAUAUGUAUUCUAUGGUGUUUCUUUCACUGAGGGUACUCAAUAUAAUUAUACUCUAAACAUAUACUCUACGCAUUGCUUGAGAUAUGCCUGACAUUGCAAGAUCAUAAUCUUAAACUUGCCCUGAGACUCAAAUUAGUUGCAGAAUUCAGUAGACAAUCUUUUCCAUUGGUUGUCUGUUAUAAAAUGUUAUCAAUUAUAAAUCCCCACUUAAAACAGAGCAUAACCAAUUUUGCAAUUGAUGAACUUAGCUUUGAAAUACCAUCUAAGUCACUUUGCAUUAAACAGAGCAUACAGCGUGCAGAUAUUAUUUUAUGGAUUAUUGGUAUGGUAUCCUUCGUUAAUUCACUGUCAUGGUUUUCAUUUUGUAGAUACAUUUCCAUACAUUUUUGUUUGUAAUUGUAGAAAAAAAAGCAAUUUAUAGUACUAUUGUUGUAAUAAAGGAACACUGCAAUGGAUGGAUAAAAUGUAUUUUUCAGUAAGCUAGGUCUGUACUUGUGUUUGUUCCCUUGUCGUUAUAGAGGUUAUGUAGAUAGUUAUGCUAUACUUUGAUGAAUACAGUUAGUCAUAUUGAUCGAGACUGCAUUAAGAUAUGUAAAACAUACAAGUUGAAUGGGAGAGUGGCCAUGCAAGGCAAAGUUGGUGACCUGUUUACCAUAUGCCCACAUACAUGUAGCCAUGGUUUCACGUAAUCUAUUUUAGGGAGUGGGAUGGGUCCUGAUUGAGGUUUUGGAGGUCUGUAUGUGUGAUCUCUGUUCUAACAUUUGGAAAUUUGGGUGUUGGGAUGUAGCUUUUGUGUUGCAGUCGCCUUUUAGUGUUGAGUCCUAAAUGUAGCAUUCAUUUCUAGUUUACCCUUCAGUAAAGCUAGGCUGCAGACAGAUUAAAGUCAGUGGUGACAUACCUGUAGAUUGGGUUCUAGUUUGGCGAAACCCCCCUUUUUUGUAUUAACAAAAUAAAUAUUUCUACAGGUAAAUUGUAAAGGGAUCCGAAAAACAAGCAUUAUAAUGUGUAUGACAUAAUCAGAAUGAUUUAUUUGUACAAAUUUAAUUCGUCAUACUUGAAGACUGAAUGAAGUUAUUAGGUUUGUAUACAUAUAUGCAGAAAAACAUAUGGGGAAACAUUUCAUACAUAAUUGCUGUCCAUGUCAUGUUUAACUUUAUUUCUACACUGUAUUCUUGACUUGUUUCCCAUUAAAGACUUGCAUAGACCUAUCUGAUAUUAAA
Strongylocentrotus purpuratus (purple sea urchin) is the source of this 4626-nucleotide messenger RNA. RefSeq names its product secretory carrier-associated membrane protein 1. Gene Ontology annotation, biological process: protein transport. The record is from RefSeq and is a predicted model, not a curated record. The coding region runs from base 283 to 1371 and encodes 362 amino acids. The transcript has 9 exons. Lineage: Eukaryota; Metazoa; Echinodermata; Echinoidea; Camarodonta; Strongylocentrotidae. Gene Ontology annotation, cellular component: recycling endosome membrane; trans-Golgi network membrane.